Molecule: messenger RNA, 968 nt
Organism: Canariomyces notabilis
Lineage: Eukaryota; Fungi; Ascomycota; Sordariomycetes; Sordariales; Chaetomiaceae
Exons: 3
Coding region: 290-832 (180 amino acids)
Source: RefSeq, a predicted model, not a curated record
UUUCGCUUCGUCGAUUGGGCAGUCCGUUGGAGCCGUUGCGGCUGGUCGAUGUUCGUCCGCGAGGCCUAGGCGUACACUAAGACGGGAACUGCCCAAUCCGCCAAACACAGCCUGUAAAGGUCACUGGGAGAGAGAAAUGAAGACGGCUGGCACUAGCAAGUCGAAACGAACGGAAACGCCUUGCCACCUUGGAAAGAGCGCCUAAGUAAGAUACAUCUCGCUCUUUCCGCUGUUGGGCGUCAUGACAGCUCCUUGUCCCUAGAUACCCGCACCUUCCGCUCAUUGAGUCAUGGAAGACAACUUUAUGACUGCAGAUUGCCAUCCGACAUCGUGUAUGGAGUAUGUUCCGGGUAAUAAAAGCGAACUGCUCUGUAAAUGUAUGCAUAGAAGAAAGACUUCGGUAUCCGGGUGCCGCCUUCCGUCGCACAAUCUAGGGUCCUUGAAUAGGGCAAGGUAUCCACCACGACCCGGUGCAAGCCAAGAAGGGUACAGCGCUGCCCAAUGCGUACUUGCAUCGCGCCCGAGAGCGUCCAUACAGCCCAUAUUAUCCGCAAAGAGCAGGCCAUUUUCCUGGCCACCAUUAUUCCGACUGUCGACCCUUACAUUCAACGCUUUCCGGUAUGUACCGGGGCUUGUAUUCAGCUACCUAUCUUGGGGCAUCGUUUUGCGAACCCAGGUGGUCGAUGAAACAUCAGGACCACGAGAAUGGAUGCCCCUGCUCGCACUGAUUGAUCGUUCGAGGCUUCCGGGCCCGCCAAGGUUUCCGUCGACAAAGAAUAACGUUGGCACAUGGAGCAUAAAGGAUAGUUCGAGGGGAGAGCAAAGACAAUAGGAAGCUUCAGAGCGAUAAUGCGACUGACCCCUGGCUUGCCUUUCUGACGGGUUGGGAUGUUCUGCAACCGGCACCUCAGGCCGCGAGGCCGUCCUUUUUGGAAGAAGCUCUGCCUAGAUUCGUCGUGUCUAAUUCC